This is a messenger RNA of Paramuricea clavata, 2775 nucleotides long. The record is from the annotation of a GenBank genome assembly. Lineage: Eukaryota; Metazoa; Cnidaria; Anthozoa; Malacalcyonacea; Plexauridae.
AUGACUGAAGCAUUGAACGACGACAAUCAUGAGGAUAGCACUGACCCAGUUAACCCUGAAAUAUCACCUUUGAACACCCAAGAAAACUUCCCCGACUUAAAAAGGGGGAUAAAACUACCCCAAUCGCCAUUACAAUGGUCAACUGCCAACGACUUUUUCAAGUUAACUUUUUUGAAUCACCCAAUCACACCGGAUGAUCUAAAUAACAACAUCAAUACCAUGGUAACCGUCGUCUACAAUUACUUUAGUGGGAAUUUUGGACAUGUUGAUAACAAUAGCAGUGUAGAAUUCGAAAGAAAAUACCAAACAUUUUCAACAAAGGAUUUAAAAAAAGCUUUAAAGAAAUUAAAACUGGAAAACGGUAGUAUUCUGGAGAUAAAAUUUGUCGCGAAGAAAUUGCGCAUCCACCUUAAUAAGUCAAAUAAUACGGAACUACAUAAUUCUGAUAGUCAUGCAUCUGCAGACAUUGAUCACGAUCAUCUAAUUGGUAAAAACUUCUGGGGUUACGUUAAAAAAUUUUUCAAAAAGAAUACAAGUUCACUUCCAUCAUUUAAUUUAGCGCAAUGUACAUCCUAUUUUACCAAAACAUUCUCCGCGAUUAACCCAAAUAAAACAUUCAAUAUUCCUUAGUUGGAUCCCAAAAUUUGCUUCUCCUCAAACACCUUUUAAGCUUGACCCCCCGACCACUCCUAAAUAAUUCGGACUCUGCGGAGGAGAGUGCCCCCCGAUCUAUCAAGAGAUUACAAACGUCAUACGUAAAAUGAAACUGUCUGGCUCACCAUGCCCACUUGAUCAGAUAUCAAUAAUCUGUUUUAAACGAUGUCCGUAUCUACGUUCCUACUUGACUGAGAUAAUCCAUGCAGCUUGGUCACGCGGUGUUGUUCCAUCUGAAUGGAAAAAAGCAUGCACAAUAUUAAUUCACAAGAAAGGAGAAACAAACGACCCAGCAAACUUUCGACCAAUUACUCCUGAAUCCAUCCCGCUUAAGAGCGACUGUCCGUAAAUAUCGAGCAAACAGUGGCAAUAGAUGAAAAAUCGAUUUCUUUCAUAUUUUCCUCAAAUUUAGGUAAUACCUAGUUAUAAAUGGUGUUUGAGUUAGAUAUUCAAUAUUUGGUCGAUAAACGUACAAAUAUCAGAAAUCAAGAAUUCGUCUCAGGAAGGCUAUAAUUAGCCGCAGACAAUGCCGUUGCCAUGGUCAAUUUCAUCACUUCGCGACAGAUUCAAAACUGAUCGUAGAUAGUUUUGAUGGUUUAAUGACUAUAAUUCAAGUAUUAAAGAACAAUUUUAUCAAUAUAGAAUGGCCCAGGAGGCUUUAACUGGCCUGACAGACGUUGUUGAAAUUGGCUAUUUUUAGUCAAAUCUUACAAUUGCAUUUUGUCACUGGAUUUGAAGGGAAAAUUUACUAUGUGCGAUAAUCGUGAAUUUGUUUAUAUUUCAUCCACGGAAUGGUAUAGCAUGAGUACACGUUAUAUAUAAAAACUAGCUUGAGUUAUUGCCUUGGAGCCUCACGCGAGACUUUUAAAAAAGCUCAUUUUGGUGAUUUCCAGUGGAAUGUAACACAAUUAAAUCAUUAGACCCAUACGUCUAUACCAGAGUCACGAAGCUCAAAUUGUGCAAAACUUUGAAUUUUGUGUUUCGAUAUCAAUGUAUAUGCUUUGUAUAUAUACAGUCGAACCUGUAUUAAGCGGUCACCCUCGGGGAUUUCGCAAGUGACCGCUUAAUACAGGUUGACCGCUUAAUACAGGUCUUGUAGAAAAUUGCCACACGGCUUAAAUAUAACAUUUAAUAUAACUAAAUUUGAACUAAACAGUAAUAUAUUUCAAUACACAUACCAAGUAACCAAUUAAAAAGUAUAUAAAACUGCAAAUUGUUUCUGAAUUGUUUCUGAGUUGAGACUACAUGUACUACUGUAAAAUAAAAAUGUCAGAGCUUAAACCGCUGAAAAAUAGUCAUGAAUUUUUGUUUGUUGUUGCGGACUGCUCAGUUUAAUUUGACUCAACAAGUCAUUCACCCCUGACAUAGUAUAGUGUCCAGCGGAGGACACGUGACUUUGGGAUGGCGGGAAAAGCUUGCAUGUGGACUUAGUGAAUAUAUUAUAUGCAUGGCAGACUUUGUAGUUACAAGUAUACGUUUACAGAAAUAAAAGAAUAUAAUAUUGGCGACGAGACAUUGAACCUAUGGCAGCUUUGCAACUUCCCACUCUAGCACCCUUCUCUGUGUUAUCUGACAGUGCAUGCUACGCUCAGUCAACGUUGGACAAAAUGGGUUAAAAGUUUCGAAUAUUUUCUGGUCGCUUCGAACGUGACGGACAAGAAACGACAACGGGCAUUGUUGUUGCAUUUAGCUGGACCAGAAGUACAAGAAGUUUUCGAAACACUAAGUGACACGGGAGAUGACUACGCUACUGCUCUCGAAAAGUUGGAUGCCUACUUCAAACCGCAAAAGAACAUCCCGUUUGAACGCCAUAUGUUUAGACAAGCCACCCAAGACCCCUCGGAAACGAUGGAUACGUACGUUACUAGACUCAAACGAUUAGUACAAACCUGUGAUUAUGGUACCUUGUCCAACGAAAUGAUUCGCGAUCAGGUCCUGGAGAAAUGUUAUUCAACGCUUUUACGGCGUCGGUUACUUCGCGAAGAAACCCUUACCCUCGAUGUUAUUUUACGCAUUGCUAGAGCCCUCGAAGCGUCUGAUCGCCAAGCACAACAAAUCGAAGGCACCAAGAACUCCGAGAGCGAUGCUGAGAAAAGCUCUGCAUAUGUUAUCCAGCCUUGA